Strongylocentrotus purpuratus (purple sea urchin) is the source of this 4385-nucleotide messenger RNA. RefSeq names its product ERO1-like protein alpha. The record is from RefSeq and is a predicted model, not a curated record. Gene Ontology annotation, biological process: protein folding in endoplasmic reticulum. Gene Ontology annotation, molecular function: protein-disulfide reductase activity; thiol oxidase activity; FAD binding. Bases 213 to 1667 code for a protein of 484 amino acids. Gene Ontology annotation, cellular component: endoplasmic reticulum; endoplasmic reticulum membrane. The transcript is spliced from 13 exons. NCBI's taxonomy places the organism in Eukaryota, Metazoa, Echinodermata, Echinoidea, Camarodonta, Strongylocentrotidae.
AAUUUACAUAACAAACAUAAUUUGCGAUUAUUUGGUAUAAAUGAACUUUCGUAGAAUAGACACCCUUAUUAGAAGAAAAAAACUGAAUAUUCGGUGUUGUGUCGUCUUGGACAAGGACUAAUCAUUUAACAUGACAUUAUCACAACAUUAUUCGAGCAUACGGAGGGAAAUUCAUUUUACAUGGUCGUUUGAGCUGACUCAAUCAGGUUAUCAUGAUUUUUCACGCUAGAAUGUACCUUUCAAUCCUUUCUGUGAUUUGCUUGCUGUGUUUGUGUAGUUCAACAUUCUCUGGGAAUGCCAAGAAGAACAACAAUGAUGUUCACCGCUGUUUUUGUGAGUUGAACGGUGUGGUUGAUGACUGCACAUGUAAGGUGGAGUCUGUGAGUGAGUUCAACAAUAUACGCCUCUUCCCACCUCUCAAUAGCCUACUCAAUAAGAAUUACUUCAAGUUCUUCAAGGUAAACCUCCAUCGUCCGUGUCCAUUCUGGGCUGAUGAUAGUCGCUGUGCCAUGAAGGGAUGUCAUGUCUGCCCAUGCUCACCAGAUGAUUUACCAUGUGGUUUGAAAGAAGAGUCGAAUGAAAACAAGUAUUCAGCUGACUCAAACAAGCCAGUAGAUGAAACCGGUGAUGAAGAAGAGGAGUGUAACAAGGAGAAGACGGAGGAAGACGAGGAUCAAUUAGGAGCUCUUGAUACCACCAUCAGCAGAGAGAAUAUGCUAGCCUUUGAGACAUGGAAGACACACGACGAUGCACAACUCAACUUUUGUGAAAAAGAAGAUGAACACUCAGGUGACGUGGAGUACGUCGAUUUAUUACUGAACCCUGAGAGAUACACAGGCUACAAAGGGACAUCACCACAUAGAAUAUGGAGUAGCAUCUACAAUGAAAACUGCUUCAGACCAGAAACUCCUGAGUCAACCGCAACCACUUAUGAAAGUUUCCUCAGCAAUAAGAAAUUAAAAGAUAUGUGUCUAGAGAAGAGAGUCUUCUACCGUCUUAUCUCUGGACUUCAUAGCAGCAUCAAUAUUCAUCUCUGUGCCAAGUAUCUGCUUUCAGAGGGUCUUUUUGAACAAGAACGGUGGGGGCGAAACAUCGAGGAAUUCCAGAGUCGAUUUGAUCCAGAAACAACAGACGGAGAAGGUCCCAUCAGGCUUAAAAAUCUUUAUUUCACCUAUUUGGUAGCCCUAAGAGCCAUUGCAAAAGCCGCCCCAGUUUUGGAGAAAGAAUUCUUUUAUACAGGAGAACCAGUGGAAGAUCAGGAGGUGCAAAGAAUUGUGAAAGAAAUCCUGAAAAUAGCCAAUUCAUUUCCUGAACACUUUGAUGAAAGUGCAAUGUUUCAGGGAGACCAGCAACAGGCUUUACAACUCAGGGAAGAAUUCCGCACCCAUUUCAGGAACAUCUCAAGAAUCAUGGACUGUGUUGGAUGUGACAAGUGUAAAUUAUGGGGAAAGCUACAGAUCAAAGGUUUAGGAACAGCAUUAAAGAUUCUAUUCACAGAGCAGGGUGUCGGUAAAAAAUCAAAGCUGACACUAGACAGAGGGGAAAUUGUUGCUUUAUUCAACGUAUUUGGAAAGUUAUCAGGUAGUAUAGUAGAAAUUGAAGAGUUUCAGGAGCUCCUCUCACAAGACAAACCAUCUGCACCAAAGAAGAUGCCUGGCUUCUUAUGACAUCCACACAACUCAUGAGAGAUUUUUUUUUGUGAUGUAAAUACUUCUUUUUCCAGAGAAAUUAUUUUUUCUUGCCUUUUGCGGUCACAAGAUUAUUUAAAUUAUCUGAACAGGGAAAAAAACACAUCAAAACAUAGAUGAAUAUUGCAGGUCAUGCGCAAUUUAAUCUGUGCAAUUACAUAGUUUAUGUGGCAAUUACAUGAUCAGAUGUAUAACAUUUUUAAGGGUAAGGGUAGAAACAACAAAGUGAUUGGUUAUAACUUUCUAAUAUUUUUUUUCAUGUCGUUAUUUUUCCACUGCAUUUCAAGUAGAGCAUUUUUUAUUUAUUUUUUUUACUCAUGUGUGUUAGAUGUAGACAUUCUCAAGUCUCUACUUUGAAUGGGGCCAAAGGUUUUAGACAAUAUACUUGUCAUUUGCAUUCAAAAGGUUCAGAGGUACAGAUGAAUAAUUGAGAUGUAUAUAAUGCUAUCAUAGGUUAUGUCUUUGCAUCUCUAAGUAACUUGUUGUGUAUAGUUGCAUUUCCUUAAGACAUAAACACAUACAAUCUGUAAAAAACAAUAGUCAUUUUCAUUUUAAGCAAGAGCAAACAUUCCCUUUCUUUUCUUAUUUCUGCCGUUUUAUUAGUUCCUAUAAUUCUUUACUGUGUGUGUUUGUACAUUAUCCUUUUUAUGGUAUUUGUGCUUUGGCUGACCUUGGCUGUUCUAUAAUUAUUCAUCUUUUUUAGCUGAUAGGUUGGCAUUCCUUCAACAAUUUAAUAGUAAUAAUGAUUCUGAUUGUUGUUUAUAAUGCAUUCAUAUCCAUCCCAAGUAAAGUACUACCAGUACCCUGACUUUUGCCAAACUGCCAUAAGGCAAUGAAAACAUGCAAUGAAUAUUUUUUUUUUUUUACCAUUGGGGUUAAUUUAUUUUGUUGUAGAGUAUUCACACAGUCUACUUUGUUUUCCCUUUGCCUUUACAGUUAUUAAUCUAUUUAUGUUUUGUAUAUACUUUUUCCAACUAUGUAUAUGUAGUUUUGGUUGUGAUAUUGCACCAUGUAAUUCAGAGGGAACUUGUAUCAUACUUUUAAUUAAUCUUGUUUUCUUUAUUUUAUAACUAAUGAUUGAGUAAGUUAAAACAGUUGUAAAGUUCUAUGAUAUAAGCUGUAAUAAAUAUGUUUUAAUUGUACCAAACCCGAAGAGGAAUUUGCAACUGUGGGUUCACAAAUGUAUUGAUCUUGAUGGCAGGCGUUCCAUGUCGGUAUACUGUCUUCAAAAUAAAAGCUUCAAUUAUUACUUGUGGAAAGAGAUAUUGCAGUUUAAACUUACUCUCAGUAAACAGUUGAACAGCUUGUUGAGUAGAUUAGUUGACGCACGCAUAUGCACUUGCACAGAAUAGGGUGCGCUUAGAGUUAGAACCCAAGUCGGAUUGGGUUUCGUUGGUGCUGUUUAUUUUCUUCAUACUCUUUAACCAUUAACCUAUAGAAUGCCAGGUUAAGUUUUUUGAGGUUGAUUUUAUACUUUCUACCUAUCCAGAAAUUAAAGUGAUUGUUACAUUUUAAGUAUUAUUUAGCAUGAAGUGUUCACCACACACAUGUAAAAGGAUAUGUGGAUGUUGAUAUGCAUUAUUAGAUAUUUAUUUCAUAUAAGUUUGUUUACAUUUUUUGCAAAUUUUUGUUGGAUUAAUGUUCAACACUGUUUAUAUCAAAAUUAUUUGAUUGGAUUUAUGUGAUACUUUCUUUCUCUUUGUUUUUCAUUGAAUAUUGUUUGUCUUUCUGCAAUAUGAAUAUCCAAGUUCACAAAUUUGUUUCUUAAAAAAACGAAGUUAGAACAAUCCAUUUCUUGGCAAUUCUCCCAAUUAUGAAAUCAAUUAAAAAAGGUUAUGUAUCAAAAUUAAAUAUCAAGUAUGUACUUGGGUAAAAUGCUGCAUACACAAUAUUUUACAACAAAUUGUUUAUAGUUUAAUCCAGAAUUCUUUGGUAUUCUAGUCCAACUAGAAUUGAAUGAUACAACAAUAUACAAGCAUGAGAAAUUAUUUAUUUCUUAAGAUUUCUAUGCAUUCAUCCCGUUUUCUUCUUGUUAGUUUAAAUAUUGGAAUAAACAUUUGUUUUAAUUUAACAUUACUUUACCCAAAUAGAAAAAUGUUAGCCUGUUUUAGUUUGGAAAGAUGUUUGUAUUAUGUGUAUUGCAUAAGUUUAUUUAUUGAUAAAAAAGCAGCCAUUAAAUUUUGUCUGCUCUUUUAUUUUAUGAAUAGACAGUUUAUUCUUCUUAAUUUCCUUUGUUUUACCUUAUUUUUAUCAGAUGAAUCAAUCGGGUAUAUAAUUAAUCUUGUAUUAAAUAAUGUAGCACAUUAUAGUUACAAUUACUAAUAAUGUACAUGUAUUGGUAUACAUAUUUGUUUCAUUUACAUUUUAAAUUAUUGAUUGAAUAUAUGUAUAUGUAUUUCAGAAUUAUUGAUUCAAUUCAGGGUUCAAAAGUAUACAUGAAACAUGUGAAGUGAAAUCCAAGUUGAUCUGAAGGACAGAAAAUUAAGAGAAGCAGAUUGGUAAAAGUUUAAAGGAACUUUGUAAUGACUACAAAUGCACAAGGGAUUUCAAAUACCCAUUAUAGCAGUGUGUAUUUUUUCAGUUAUUCCUCAUAUUUUAAGUGAGGGGAUGGGACUCAAUUUGAAGAGAAAAAGUGUAGGUAGGCUGAAAGUGAAAGAUGACUUUCAUUCCUGUCUAUUGAUCUACAACAUUCCUUAC